AUGUUCGGUUACGAUACAAUCGUCAACGGCGCUUCGAUUUCAAUGCCCGCAUUCAUGAUGUAUUUCGGAGAAAAAGAUGCCACAGGCUUGUAUUUACCAUCGUUAUGGACCGCCCUUUGGACAUCCAUGUCCGCUCUUGCUCAAGCCCUCUCGGCCACCGGAACAGGUUUCCUGGCUGAUCGCAUCGGCCGGAAGUGGGUAGGCAUUACCGCGGGAUUGAUUUCCCUGGCUGGCGCUUCAGUUCAAUACACCGCCAAAACACGAAUUUCGUUGCUUGGAGGAAAGAUUGUGGGAGGAUUGGGAAUCGGAAUGUCGAUGGCCUGCGGUAUGACCUAUGCCUCGGAGGUUGUCCCUCCCAGGCUGGUUCCUAUUGUCCAGCAGGCGAUGGUGGUAUUCAUUCUUAUAAUGCAAGCUGUGGCCAUGGGUGUCAUUCGCAUUUUCGUUCCCGAUAUUACUGAGAAGGCUUUCCGUACUGUGUUCGCAAUCCAGUGGGCAGUUGGUGGGAUUGUCACGAUCGCUUACGCCAUUGCUCCAGAGUCCCCUGUUUACUGUAUUAUCAACAAGCGCGAAGAAAGCGCCAAGAAACUAUUCAAGUGGCUCUACCUCGAUGAGACUGAUCGCCAGGAGCGGUACAACCACCUUGUUAAGACGAUCGAAGAAGAAAACUCGCAACGGGAGGCCAGCCAGGCUAGCUAUCUCGAAUGCUUCCAGGGUGUCAAUUUCAGAAGAACAUUCACGAUGAUGUUUCUUUUUAGUCUUGUCAAUCUGGGCGGGGGUCCAUUCCUCUCACAGUCGAUCUAUUUUCUCAUCUCUGUAGGACUACCUGUCAUUCACGUAUUCGACAUUUCAAUUGGGGGAUUCGGAUUGGCCAUUAUCAUCAUUAUUGCAAGUGGUUUCUGUUCGAAGAAUGUGCGGAGGAGAAACACUCUCUUGUGGGGAUGUGUGGUCAACCUCCUUUUCAAUUUUAUUGUGGGAGCUUUGUACUUUGCCCAUGGGACAGGGCCUAAGUGGGCCAUUGCGAUAUUCAUGAAUGUUCUCAUUUCCUUGCAAUCGAGUCUGAUGCAAGCCCCCGGCUGGUCAAUUGCAACGGAGAUCUCCAGUUACCGACUUCGCGCAAAGUCGAUGUCCCUUGGAAUGAUGGCUCAAACACUCUCCACUUGGCUCGUAACAUUUGUUGUUCCGUAUAUGUAUAAUGUCGACUCGGGUAACCUGGGUGCUCGAACUGGGUUUGUGUUUGCAGGUGCUUCGGCUCUGCUCACAUGGGGCGCUUGGUCGAUUGUCCCAGAUACAACUGGAUUGUCGACGGAAGACAUCGACAAAUUUUAUGAUGCCAAGGUCCCGGCGAAACAAUUUGCAAAGCAUAAGAUGGCACUUCAAUCAGAAACCGAAGAUGCAAACUGGAAUGUUUAG
Molecule: messenger RNA, 1410 nt
Organism: Penicillium waksmanii
Lineage: Eukaryota; Fungi; Ascomycota; Eurotiomycetes; Eurotiales; Aspergillaceae
Exons: 3
Coding region: 1-1410 (469 amino acids)
Biological process (GO): carbohydrate transport; transmembrane transport
Cellular component (GO): membrane
Molecular function (GO): carbohydrate:proton symporter activity
Source: RefSeq, a predicted model, not a curated record